This is a messenger RNA of Phanerochaete carnosa HHB-10118-sp, 735 nucleotides long. RefSeq lists its product as uncharacterized. The transcript is spliced from 4 exons. Bases 1 to 735 code for a protein of 244 amino acids. Gene Ontology annotation, molecular function: metal ion binding. NCBI's taxonomy places the organism in Eukaryota, Fungi, Basidiomycota, Agaricomycetes, Polyporales, Phanerochaetaceae. The record is from RefSeq and is a predicted model, not a curated record.
AUGUUUGCAGCGAAGCCGUGUAAAUUCUUCCACGGGAAUGGGACGUGUGUGAAAGGUAACAAGUGCAACUUUAUCCACGACCAGAAUCAAGCUCGUCAUCCGUCUCAGUCGCCCGACGUGAGUAGUUCGUCCAUGAGCCGCCGCCGCCGUGCUGCAAAGCGGGCGCAGGCGAAGGCCGAGGAGGCCGAGAAACGAAGCAACUACUACCCUAUAACGUGGCGCGUGAUCGGCGGCGGCGUCAUGAUGGGCGGCCAACGUGAAGUCUGCCAGGCAUCCUUGUCUGGCGAGUGUUCCGUAGGCCCUGACUGCAAGUUCUCGCAUCCUCUUCAAGAAGACAAAGAGCUGCACGGAUUGCCCGACGCGUUUUCGCCGUCGCAUUACGACUCCACCAAACAUUUCUCGCGUAUCUCGCCUGUCUGUCUGGGCCACCCUGUCAUGCACUGCCAGGCGCCCACACCUCUGCCAAGGGAAAUGAAGGUAUCGGCCUCUGGCUCUACCAUCAUAGAGGUUCAGAAUAUACCGGGCGCUGAAUCGGCCGUUUUGGACGGGUCCACACUUCUUCCGCGACGGGACGUUGUGGAAGAUGACACAAAUGCUCCCACAGCCGAUGCUCCGUCGACGGAGUAUGCUCUCCCUUCCGCGAGAACCAUCGUACGGCCUGUGUCAACCCCACCUGCGAUGAAGGUGUCCACAGUUUCGAUCGUAGGACUGUUUCAGGCGGAAACAUCAUGGUAA